GCUCAUUCUUCACAACACCACCACUACCAGCAGUACCGACAUCCACCAAUCCCACACGACUGUAGAGUACUCUACAUCCACUAGACAGCACAUCACACAAUCCGCACGACAUCGCAAUGGCCCGCACCCCCACCCGCCCUGUCGCGCGCGCCCCCGAGUCCGACGAAGACGCAACCGAUUACAGCUCCAAUGACGACGAGUUCCCCACCUUGAAAGAGCUGCUGUUGAACGUCGAAACCCCCGCCAAGCGAAACGGCCCAAUUGUCAACGUCCGCAGCGCACCGGUGGCCCCAGCACCCGCCAGAAUUGCUCGUCCGUCGACAACGACGACGACGAAGGUUGUUACUAGUGUUAGACGUCCAGCAGACGUAGCGCCCCGCACAGUGCUCGCGAGUAACUUGAAGUCGAAGGAGAAAUGCAUUGUUCCCAAGCCGUCGGCGACGAAGGGGACAGCCACCAAGACUGCGGGCACGAGGCGCCCAAGUGUACCUGUAUCAAGUCGGAUUGACACCGCCACCGCCACCAUCGAUUCCGACUCUGGCUCCGAGGAGGAACAAAAGCCGUCACCGCCUAGGAGGAGAAGGUUGGUAAAGAAAGCGGACUUGGAGAAGGAGCUGCCUAAGAAGGCGGCACCGAAGAAGGAAAAGAAGAUGGAAUUCUCCAUGCCCGACGUGAAGACGGAGGGAGUUGAGUUUUUGGUUGGGGAGGGCUUCCUUUCUUCCGAUUCGGACUCGGACUCCAAGCCAUUCGUAACAGCCACAUCGACGAGGCAUGACGAUGUAAAGUCCUCCUAUGAAGAAGAGGUGAUUCAACGGACACCAGUGGCGAAGGUGGCGAAACCACAACGAUCGAGCAAGGCUCUAGGCUUAGAGGAUAUGUUUUCUAAGGCGUCAAUUUCGAAACCCACACCGAGGAGAAGAUUGGUGCAGAAGAAGUACCUCGAGCCAUCGUCCUCUUCUGCAAGUGAUAGUGAAACACUCCCGGAGCUACCCAGGUCGAAGCUACAGUCCAAGACCGCAGCUAUCAAAAAGAUGGCGAACAUCCCGUUCGUAUUGGAAGAUGUGUUUCCUUCGGCCUCGGGGGACGAAGAAUCGGAUGAGCCCGUGGGUGGUAUGAAUUACCCCAAUUCGCCGGAACCCAAGACUCCCAAGCCUGGUAAUCGGUCGAGGGCGCCAGAGAAGAAGCAGCCCGUAUCUACCUUUGGUCGGAAGUAUAGUGGAGGGCCUUCCGGGGACACUCUAAACAAAUAUAGAACCCCACGGAAAAGAUCGAAUCCAGAGGUCAUCGAGAUAAGCUCGGAUUCGGAAUCGGAGGCCGAAGGCCCUAACGAGGACAGCGAUAUUUACGAGUCCGAAGAUGACUGGAUUGUGGAAGAUGGAGGUAGGUAUGGAGGAUACAAGAGGCCCAAGACUCCGAAAGAUACGACGACGGUCGUGGAGUACCUUCAAGAUGACGAUGGAGGAUACAACCGGUAUAAGGUUAGGAAAACUGAGACGGCGGUUCAGGAGUACUUCCAAGACCAAGACGAAGCCGACGAACAAAUUUUCGCUGAAAUUGCCGACGCUGAAAGCGCCGACACCAACUCCAAUGAUGAUAGUGACAUUACCGACGGCAACGGAGACAGCGCUAGCAGCCAAGGCUACGGAAGCUACGACAGUGGCGAAGUACCCAAAACGCCGAGGACCGUGACGAAGCCCAAGGCAGCAAAGACUGUAGGGAAGUCUAAUUUCGCAGCAAAGAGAGAAUUCGAGGCCAAGAAGGAAGCAUUGGCCGAGUCGUUCGUUCGGAAGCUCGAUCGGAUGAUCUGUGAUGGUGCCGUCGGGAAGUUUCACGAAAGUCGGGGCGGCAUCAGGGUGGAGUGGAAUCCCAAGCUUCGGACCACCGCCGGGCGGGCAAGGCUGAGCAAGGGAAUCAUCGAACUAUCAACCAAAGUGAUCACCGAUGAGGCGAGGUUGUACAAUACCACUGCUCACGAAUUUUGCCAUCUUGCGGUUUGGGCCGUAGACAACAGCAAGACCGACCACCACGGUCCUCUGUUCAAAAGAUGGGGUGCACUGGUUGGCAGAAAGUUCAGUGACCUCGGCAUUACGGUUACCCGAUGCCAUUCCUACGAGAUCGAGUAUAAGUAUCACCUUAGCUGCCAGACGGAGCACUGUUCGUACGUCUGGAAGCAGCAGUCCAAACCCAAGGAUGUCGGACGCAUGAGGUGCCCGCGGUGUCGACUGGGCGUCUUACUCCAAACAAAGCCUGUCCUCCGCGAUCCGAAGCCGCUGACAGAGUACCAAACCUUCACCAAGCAACACAUGGCUAGAAUCAAGCGCGAGAACCCUGGAUCCCCCCUGAAAGAGGUGAUGCGGAUGGUCGGGCGCGAGUGGGAAGCCUACAAGGCCGGAAAAACACCACUCAGAGCCAGCGAGGGGGGCUCUGUUGCUGCCUCUGGGGAGUGGUCGGAUUCGGAUACACAAACCAGGAGACAUCCGCUGGAAAGCAUGAUGGACUACUUGCAGUGCUUGAUGGCUCCUACUUCCGAAUUCACCAAGAUCGAGGGAUCCAAGCACCAAGGUUCUGGCAAGGUGAAGGCCAAAGGCCACUGUCAUCACUGA
Tricharina praecox is the source of this 2603-nucleotide messenger RNA. RefSeq names its product SprT-like family-domain-containing protein. NCBI's taxonomy places the organism in Eukaryota, Fungi, Ascomycota, Pezizomycetes, Pezizales, Pyronemataceae. The coding region runs from base 117 to 2603 and encodes 828 amino acids. Gene Ontology annotation, cellular component: nucleus. The record is from RefSeq and is a predicted model, not a curated record. The transcript is spliced from 4 exons.